AUGCCGACGCCGAAACGUCUUCGCUCGCCGCCGCCGGAUCCCGCGCCCGACGGAGGCGUCGGCCUCUUCGCCGUCAUCGCGACCGCUCGCGAGGCGUGGAGCGCGCUCGAGGAAAAGCUCGAAGACGCUCGCGAGGACGCGCGAGCCGCGGAGGAGGCGCUCGACGCGACGAAGGCGGCGCUCGCGAGGAAGACGGAGGAAUACGACGCGCUCUACGCCGCGCGCGUGCCGCCGUUCAACCCGAACGAGCAGCUCGCGAGCGUGCUCUUGUCGAACGUCCACGACCUGAAGACGCGCCUGGCGCUGUCGCAGGUGAACAAAACCUUCCUCGCGGCUUCGAAGCAAGACGCGAGCUUGCCAGGCCCUGAGGUGUUGUGCGAGUUCGCUGAAGUUUGCUUCCAUACUCGGGAGCGCGACAAGGAGAAAUACUUCUAUCUUAAGGCGGCUGCUCAAGGGCACGCGGAGGCGCAAGAGACGGUAGGAGUCAUGUGUUUCAAUGACGACGAGUACGCCACGGCUGUUUUCUGGUUUCAGAUGGCGGCUUCUCAGGGAAACGGCUACGCCUUGAAUAUGCUUGGAUACUGCUACAGAGACGGCCUGGGCGUGGAGAAAGAUCCUUCGAAGGCAGUUGCGUUGUGGGAGAAAGGUGUCACUACUCACGGAAGCGUUGAUUGCAUGACCAGGUUAGGGUUCUGCUACCAGCACGGCUGGGGCGUGGAGCAGGACGAGGCGAAGGCCUUGAUGUGGUACCGCAAGGCGAAUGCUGGAGGUUGUUCCGACGCGGCCCAAGUUCUACGAGAUCAUUUCGACUAUUAA
Messenger RNA from Micromonas pusilla CCMP1545, 816 nucleotides. RefSeq lists its product as uncharacterized. The coding region runs from base 1 to 816 and encodes 271 amino acids. Gene Ontology annotation, molecular function: protein binding. Lineage: Eukaryota; Viridiplantae; Chlorophyta; Mamiellophyceae; Mamiellales; Mamiellaceae. The transcript has a single exon. The record is from RefSeq and is a predicted model, not a curated record.